Molecule: messenger RNA, 3672 nt
Organism: Columba livia (rock pigeon)
Lineage: Eukaryota; Metazoa; Chordata; Aves; Columbiformes; Columbidae
Gene: P2RY2
Product: purinergic receptor P2Y2
Exons: 2
Coding region: 192-1268 (358 amino acids)
Biological process (GO): blood vessel diameter maintenance; positive regulation of mucus secretion; phospholipase C-activating G protein-coupled receptor signaling pathway
Cellular component (GO): plasma membrane
Molecular function (GO): G protein-coupled purinergic nucleotide receptor activity; A1 adenosine receptor binding; G protein-coupled UTP receptor activity
Source: RefSeq, a predicted model, not a curated record
CACCCCGGGGAGGGCGGUGCGGCCCCGCGCCCGGUCCACACGCGGUGCUGGCGACCGGGGGGGGACAAGGGGACCGAGCACGGACGUGGGGGGGGAAGGAGAGAACCCCGGGAUGGAGCCACCUCCGCCACCCGCCUGAACGAUCGACACGGAGCCACCAGCCCGGUGAGCGGGGGGACAGAGGGGGGGCAAUGGCAAACCUAACAACUCCUCCAGCCUGGACUAGAGUCAUCAACAGCUCCUUGGACCCAGGUGACACAGGAGACAAUGACUACAAGUGCAUGUUUGACGAGGACUUCAAGUAUAUCCUGCUGCCUGUCACCUAUGGCAUCGUGUGCGUGGUGGGGCUCUUUCUCAACCUGCUGGCCCUCUACGGCUUCAUCUUCAGGAUCAAGACCUGGAAUGCCUCUACCACGUACAUGUUCAACCUGGCUAUAUCCGACACACUCUACGUGGUCUCCCUGCCCCUCCUAGUGUAUUAUUACGCCAUGGGGGACAACUGGCCCUUCAGCGUGGGCUUGUGUAAGAUAGUCCGCUUCUUGUUUUACACCAACCUCUACUGCAGCAUCCUUUUCCUCCUCUGCAUCAGCAUCCAUCGAUUCCUGGGCAUCUGCUACCCGCUGAAGUCGCUGCAGUGGGGACAUGUUCGCUAUGCCCGGAGGGUGUCCAUUAUCGUGUGGGUGGUGACCGUCGUGUGCCAGUCUCCCGUGCUCUUCUUCGUCACCACCACCGUGAGGCGGGACACCAUCACCUGCCACGACACGUCCAGCAAGGACCUCUUUGGCCAGUUUGUCAUUUACAGUUCGGUGAUGCUGGUGCUGCUCUUCUGCAUCCCUUUCCUCAUCAUCAUCAUCUGCUACUGUCUAAUGGCCCGGAGGCUGCUGCAGCCCACAUGGGGCAUCUCCCGGCUGUCCCGAUCUAAAAAGAAGUCGGUCAAGAUGAUAAUCAUCGUCUUGGUGGUCUUCAUCGUUUGUUUUCUUCCUUUCCAUGUCACUCGUACCUUGUACUACUCCUUCCGGAGCUGGGACUUGAGCUGUCAGACCCUCAACGCCAUCAAUUUAGCCUAUAAGGUGACUCGUCCCCUAGCAAGCACCAACAGCUGCUUGGAUCCCAUUUUGUAUUUCUUAGCAGGACAACGAUUUAUGAAGUUUGCAGGCAACAAAAUGAUGUGGAAGCCUCAAAACGAAAUGGCUCUGGGGAUCGUGCCCAACAGUCCCCUGGGAACCAGCAACGACACGGACACAUUACCCAAGGAUGUGAAAUCCUAGCUCUGCACCAUCUCUGCGACAGAAUAUGCAAUGGGAGGUCAGGAUGCUUUGGGGUCCGAGGCUCUUGGUGUUUGUGGUGCCUUGGUUUGCACCCACUUCAUUAUGGGCCAUGUUAAAUGAGCUUUUCUGCUUGUCGCUGUUUCAAACAUGUUUUUUUGUCAGGAAGAUGCUGCUGUGGUUAAACACAAACCCUGUAUCUCCCCCUCUUCGUCUACGCCUGUUCAGUGCUGAAUGGCAGCUCUCCACCCAUUAGGCUGGGUGACCUCUAUCGUGGUGGCCAAAUCUGCUAAAGAAAAAAAACAAUCACGCCCUUAAUGUCUUUUUCCAGUGAUCAUUUUCCAAAGCAGAAACGCUGUGUGCAAAAGGUCCCCCUGAAGAAAUCCAUCUGCCUUUCUCCAGAUUCCCUGGCACAGCGUGGGUUUCUCUGCGCCUUGGCAAGGGAGGAAAGGCUUUCGGUCGAUGAAGAGGCUCAGAUUCCAAUAAACAGGUCGAUGAAAAUGUCAAGUGCAAAUACCACCCACAGCGGGAAAGUGUCUCCCACAGCUUUACAUCCCUGGAGAAAUGCUCUCCUAAGCUUCAAGGCCCGGACUCUGCUGGCAGAGUUGGGAGGGGGCUCACAGCUCCUGUCCAAGGGUUGGCUUCCCAUUAAAAAAGGGUGCUGGUGGACCUUCCUUCCCACUGGAGUAUACAGGUACCAUCCCAUUGGCGUUUACUGGUACCAUCCCACUAGACUUUACUGGUAACAUCCCACUCCAGUUUACUGAAGCACCUGUAGGUUUCUUCAGCAGGGUGAACAUCUUCCAAAAGACCCGUUAGUGCGUUCCAAUAGCAACGUUCACCCUGGGAAAGCUUUUAGAAACCCGUAGCUUUCACCCAGCUACUAACUUUAAUAAUCAUCUCCAGCUCAUUAAAAUUCAGGGUGAGCUCUUCAUGUCUUGUUUUUGACCCCUUUGUUAGUGACUUACAUUUCCAGCCAAGAAGCGAAGACUGUUGCUCAUUCCCUUGGCUGAGUGCUGCCACAUCCUCAUUGGUGCUCACCUCUGGGACCUUUAGGAGCUUGCUGUGACCCAAAAUGCUGCCCAGAUACUGCUGUGUGGUCUCCUCAUAAUCACAGUAAUUCCAGUGCUCCACUGGAGCCAGUCAGUGUAUCCCUUACUGAAAGUGUGGACCUUCCCUGGGAAAUUUGGGUUUAGGAGCCAUAUCAGUAAACGUGGUGCUAAGUAAAGCCUAACCCCAGUCCUGUCUGGGUUUGGCCUUCCAUCCCACAUCAACCAGGACAGUUCAAAGUAAACUGGAGAAAAUAUCCACAAAACACUCCACCAGAAGGUCCACUUGGUGUUUCUCUCUGUAAUUGCUGGGUUGGAGGGCUGAGAGCCCAGGCCCGUGGUUUCCUUGACACAAGGAUGUUGAUUCCUCACCCCAAAAAUGAAAAUUGCUAGUGCUGCAGCACUGGACGAGUCAUGUUUUGUAAAAGCAGCCCUGGCUCUAUUUUAGGACUAGAAAAACACAUUUGAUCCUGGCAUAGACCAAUUCCUCAGACCUCGUCUUAGUUUCUCCCAUCCCUCCUUCUUGUGAAGUGUCUUGGUGGAGAUCAAGACACACCAGCCAAGUUCAGCCAAGGGUCAACUGGAGCUUCUUGUGGUCCCGGCUCGGUGGAGUCAUGGUCCCACGGAGGCCUCUUGUACCAACCAACGAUGUCACAGCCACAGCAGGUAAAGGAGGGAACUAUCUCAGCUCUGAGCAUGAUCGGCAAAGAAAAAGAGGACAUUUUUAGGGUGGUUCAUCUCAUCCUCGAGUGAACUUGUGCGAUAAGGUUGGGUUAAGACAAGAGUUUCACCAUGGCAGCACCUUUUUCUCCUUGUGCCUGUGAUGGGAGCUUGGCUUUAUGGGCAGGGUCACGGCACAAUCGCGGGGGCGAGACAAAUAAUUAGGAGAAAUUAAUUCAACUGAAGUGCUGAACUGGUACAAACUUUACUCCAGGCCAGGUCUUGCCUGGUCUCCCACAGUUGCCAAAAAGCAGCGCGAACACUGUGCUACGUGCUCUGAAUAAUUCAACAAGAAAGGGCUCAAAGUUCACUCCUGAGGUCCUGCUUGGCGAUUCCACCUUUCUGACAUCAGCCAGCUUCCAACCACCACCUUGGGCAACCCUGUCCUGUCAGGGGACUCCCUCUGUGAUCCUGGUCCCACAUGAGCUGGUGUCACUGCUCAGAUGCAGAGUGAUUGGAGAGGUACCAACUGGAAAUACAUAUAUAGAAUUUUUUUUGUUUUGUUUGUAAAAGCACUAACUUAUACUAAAAAAAAAAAAAAGAAGAGUGGGUAUUGUGAGAAUGACUGUACAUUUUUAUUUUUGUAACAUGCAGACACCUCAAAUUUCUUAUAGUAAAUAAAUUUAUUUAGACUAUGA